Molecule: messenger RNA, 585 nt
Organism: Phacochoerus africanus (Common warthog)
Lineage: Eukaryota; Metazoa; Chordata; Mammalia; Artiodactyla; Suidae
Product: keratin-associated protein 10-8-like
Exons: 1
Coding region: 1-585 (194 amino acids)
Cellular component (GO): keratin filament
Source: RefSeq, a predicted model, not a curated record
AUGGCCGCCUCCACCCUGUCCGCCUGCUCCAGCGACCUGAGCUACGGCAGCCACGUCUGCCUGCCCGGUCCCUGUCACCCCUGCACCGGCUCCUCCUGGCAGUGGGACCACUGUCCAGAGAGCUGCUGCGAGCCCCCCUGCUGCGCCCCCAGCGGCUGCACCCCCGCGCCCCGCCUGGCCCUCGUCUGCACCCCGGCGAGCUGUGAGCCCAGCCCCUGCCUGUCAGGCUGCACCAGCUCCUGCACCUCCUCCCCCUGCCAGCACGCCUGCUGUGUGCCCGUCUGCUGCAGGCCCGUCUGCUGCAGGCCUGUCUGUUGCACACCCAUCUGCUGCAGGCCUGUCUGUUGCACGCCUGUGUGCUGCGAGGCCUCCCCCUGCUCGGCCGCCUCGUGCUGCCAGCCCAGCCCCUGCCCCUCGUCCUGCUGCAGACCCUCGUCCUCCGUGUCCCUCCUCUGCCGGCCCGUGUGCCGCCCCGCCUGCUGCGUGCCCGUCUCCUCCUGCGGGGCCCCCGCCUCCUGCUGCCAGCCCAGCUGCUGCCGCCCGGCCUCCUGCGUGUCCCUGCUCUGCCGCCCCACCUGCUUAUGA